Scutellospora calospora is the source of this 713-nucleotide messenger RNA. Lineage: Eukaryota; Fungi; Glomeromycota; Glomeromycetes; Diversisporales; Gigasporaceae. The record is from the annotation of a GenBank genome assembly.
UUUAUGAUGCUACGCGUGGUCGUCUGUUGCGUGGAAGACUUACAAUGAUAAAACUUACGGCUGAUCAGCUUAGGAAACAAAUAAUUAAUACAUCACGUAAACCAAUUUGGGUUGAUAUCGGUGGUGGAACUGGUUGGAAUAUUGAAAAGAUGAAUGAGUUCUUCCCAAUAGAACAAUUUGAAAAAGUCUAUCUUGUAGAUUUAUGUACACCAUUAUGUAAAAUAGCAGAAUCCAGAUUUAACGCUAAAGGAUGGAAUAAUGUUUAUGUAGUUUGUGAUGAUGCAGCUUCGUUUAAGCUGCCAAAAAUGGAAGACGAUAUUGGAAAAAUUGAUUUGGUGACAAUGUCUUAUUCUUUAUCAAUGAUUGAUGAUUUCUAUACAGUAAUCGAUCGUAUCAAAACACUACUAUGUCCAGAUGGCUUAUUCGGGAUAGCAGAUUUCUACGUAUCGGGCCGUGCUAUUAGUAGUAAUAUACGAGUUAAACAAGGAUAUUAUUGUAACUGGUUCACAAGAUGGUUUUGGCAAAUUUGGUUUGAAUUCGAUCAUAUCAACUUACACCCAUCUCGUCUCCAGAUCCCUUAUUAUAUUUGGCUAGGUACUAUCAAAACCUCGACUUCUAAUUCAUUCGAAGUUUCAGAACAUCUGGAUUAUAAUACUAUUCAUACUUUGACCAAAAAUAAAUCUAGGGUAGAGUUAUUAAUCGAUCUGGUCUGA